Molecule: messenger RNA, 709 nt
Organism: Leptopilina boulardi
Lineage: Eukaryota; Metazoa; Arthropoda; Insecta; Hymenoptera; Figitidae
Gene: mRpL17
Product: 39S ribosomal protein L17, mitochondrial
Exons: 3
Coding region: 33-608 (191 amino acids)
Biological process (GO): translation
Cellular component (GO): mitochondrial large ribosomal subunit; ribosome
Molecular function (GO): structural constituent of ribosome
Source: RefSeq, a predicted model, not a curated record
AGAAGCAGACGACAAACUUUUUAGUUGAAAACAUGGCACGACAAGCAGAAGUAAAACAUUUAUUUCCUAAAUUAAAAUUUAAAGUUGGUGGUGAUAAACAUAGAAAAUUAAGUAAUCCAGAUGGACCCGCUGGUAGAAUACGUAAAAUACAAAAGACAUUAACAGCUUUAUUUAAAUAUGAACGUAUUGAAUUAAAUUUCAACAGAGCCGAUGAGACAAGAGGUUAUGUUGAACUCUUAAUUGAUAAAGCACGUAAAAAUGGACCACACGAUAAGGAAACUAUGGAAUUUGCCGAUUUUUAUAUUCUCGAGAAACAACUUGUUCAUAAACUUUUUAAAGUUCUCGUUCCGAGAUACGAAAAUUACACCGAUUCAUUUACAAGCUUUUACAUGGUACCUAGAGAAUGUCCUGGACAUUAUUUUCAAAGAUCAGUUCUCGAACUUAAAGGCAAUAUUUAUCCGAGUUUAGAAAUUGAAAAUCCAAAUACCAAAAAUAUGAUACACAAUGUUUUACUUGAUGCAGCAAAAAAGGAAUAUCGAUAUAAAAAAUAUAAAGAGAUCGCAAAAGAUAUGGAAAACAAUUCUUCUCCCAGUGAUGGCGUUAGUUAAAAUUGGACUUGUUCUUAAAAAUCAAAUUUUAAUAUCUAUUAUUAAUAAAAAGAAAAAUCCAAAAAAAAAAUAAAUAAAUAAAUAAAAAAGAAACCGCAACA